AUGGCACCCCAUCGGUAUGAGGACGAGUAUGACUAUGACAGCGACGACAGCACGCUCGUCGGAUCCCGCAUGUCUCGUCGGCGCAGACGUCGAUACCGUUCUCCUUCGCCAUCAGAAGACGCUCAUGCACGGCCGCGGUAUGAGAGGCGCUUCCCAUCACCAGAGGCGCACUCCGCUCGCGGCGAGGAGAAGAGCUCCUCGGGCUACAAGACCUUCGGCAAGGUCGCGCUGGGUGUGGUAUUCGUCCAUACUGUGGCCACGGCGCUCGGGCACUGGAUGAAGAAGAAGGAAGAGGAGCGAGAGAAGGAACAAGCCCGCGAGGCCCGCGAGAGGAGACGCCGGUUUGACAGAGCCAAGGCCAAGCGGAGGCGGGAGGACGAUCGGCGGGAGAGAGAACAAGAGGAGCGAUGGCAGAGGGAGGAGGAAGAAUGGGAGGCGAGCGAGAUCUCGGAAGUGCGGCGCAUUGACUAUGUCCCAGCUGUUGAGAGGAGCCCCAGCAGCAGUCCGGAGCGACAGCCUCGCAGGAUAGAGGCGGCACCCGAGAUGCCUCAGGACGAUGAGCCAUUCAACGACAGGCGGAGCAGAGAUCGAAGUCGCAGUCGGCCGGCCGUGGAUGUCGUCUGA
This is a messenger RNA of Lecanosticta acicola, 624 nucleotides long. The record is from the annotation of a GenBank genome assembly. Lineage: Eukaryota; Fungi; Ascomycota; Dothideomycetes; Mycosphaerellales; Mycosphaerellaceae.